Musca vetustissima is the source of this 2819-nucleotide messenger RNA. It is a transcript of the gene lov, whose product is annotated as protein jim lovell. Gene Ontology annotation, molecular function: protein binding; DNA binding. Gene Ontology annotation, biological process: regulation of transcription by RNA polymerase II. NCBI's taxonomy places the organism in Eukaryota, Metazoa, Arthropoda, Insecta, Diptera, Muscidae. The record is from RefSeq and is a predicted model, not a curated record. Bases 18 to 2819 code for a protein of 933 amino acids. The transcript is spliced from 3 exons. Gene Ontology annotation, cellular component: nucleus.
CACCAAACACAGCCGGCAUGGUCAGUGCACUGCUGGCGAAUAAUGUAACCACUACGACAGCAACCACCAUUCCCGAUCACUAUAGCCUGCGUUGGAACAACCAUCAGAACCACUUGAUGAGAGCCUUCGACGCCCUGCUCCAGUCAAAGACACUGGUUGACGUCACCUUAGUGUGUGCUGAGACCAGUAUUAGGGCGCACAAAAUGGUGCUUUCCGCCUGCUCACCUUUCUUCCAAAGAGUUUUCGCCGACACACCGUGCAAACAUCCCGUCAUCGUCUUAAAGGACUUUCGCGGUUGGGUGGUGCAGGCUAUCAUUGACUUUAUGUAUCGUGGAGAGAUCAGUGUACCUCAGGAGAGAUUGCAAACUCUGAUACAAGCUGGCGAAUCUUUGCAAAUACGGGGCUUAGUUGAAAGUUCAAUACCGGAACACACCCCAACACCCGCGGCCUCACCGAAUGAUUUCGGCAUGCUCGACACAUCACUGCUCUCCCCCGAAAUGGAGAGGUGUUCCAGCUUUGACGAAGAAUCGCCUUCCAUGGUCACCUCUGGUUCAAAAAUAAUUUUACCUUCUAGGCUAUUUGGUGGAUCAUACCGACGUGAAAAGGAACGCAAACGGGAACGAGAGAUGGAACACGACUUCGAAAGCGAUCAUGAGCUGUUGAAUGAUUCACUGACCAACAAUGAUUUGUGUACCUCGCCCAUGCCACGACGCAAACAGGCUAGGCCAAGAAGAAGGUCAGGAGAAUUGACCAACGACAUGAUCAACAAUAAGCCCUCAACGCCCUUACCUCCCCUCGAUUGUUCACAAAGUACUGGAGAACAAGAAGUAUGUAAAGAUAUCAAGGAAACGUCAGAUGAUGCUGCAAUGGGAGAAGAGAGGGAAGGCUUGGAUCCACUCAAAACCGUGAUCAAAUCUGAAUUAUCCGAAAUUUUGGACGACGAGGACUCGCAUGCUGGUGAACACGAUAGCGGAAAUGAUAGUCAUGAUCAUCCCGAAGAGCUGGGCGAUAAAUUAACAGAUAGCAAGUCCCCAUUUGAUAACAAACGUCAUCAAGUCCCGAUAACUCAGGUUGAAGACUUGGAGCACGACGAACGUGAAGAACCUGAGGAUAUAGAAGAGCUCAUCAACACCACCAACGAGCUGAAUAGAAGAAGAAAAUCUGCCUUAUCGAUGCAUUCAGAUGGUCCCGAGGACUUGUGUACAACGAAGAAAGAUAACGACACUAGUGGACAUCAUUCGGCAUCUGAUAAUGAAGACUGUUCCAAUAACAAUAACAACAACAUCUCUAAAUUGCACAACAAUAAUAACCGCAUUGUACUCUCGCUCAAGGACAUACGUCAGCUCAACAAACCGUCAUCAUCGACGCCCAACCCCUCGUCCAAUAAUAUGAAUCCCUUUUCCGCCACCAGCUUAAGAGAUUUGCGCUUGGAUCGUUCCUCGAUGGAAAAUCAUUGCAAAAUGGAAGCUUUGGAGGCUCAGAUGCAAGCUGCAGCAGCAUGUGCAGCAGCCGCAGCUGCAAACGGAGAAAAUCCCUUCCAGCAUAUGGAACAUCAAAUGGACCUAUCAUUAGCGGCUGCCGCGGCGGCAGCGGCCGUAUCCCACCAGCAAUCCCGCGACCAUGCCCUGCAGAGAGAACAACGUGAAAUGCAACAGCACAACGCCUAUGCCAACAGCAUUUUAGGGCAAAUGGGUAUGUCAGGCAUGCCACCUUUUUGUUCCCCUGCUGGAGCGCCACCUAACGGAGGUCCUUCGGGCCACGAACGCUUAGAAGAGAGCAUGAAUCGCAUGAGUAAGGAAUUCACUCCCACUUCCCCUAUGAGUCUGCCACCUCCAUACAAUCCACAAGAUGGACCACCGCACCCACCAUCACCCCUACCUUUCCCCGGUAUGUCGUCAGCUCUGGCCUUAACGCCACCGCACAUGUUUGGAUUGGAUUCUCCAUUGGGCCUAUUCCCACCGGGCAUCGAUCCUGGAAAACUUUACAAUCCCCUAAUGGAAAUGUCGGACCCCCGAGGAAUGCCAGGCGAAACCCCACCAUUCCUCAAAAAGAAAAUGCCCCGUCCCAAAGGUCAGCACUCGGCUCCUCGGGGUGGCCCACCCCGUUCGUGGACGAAUGCAGAGCUCACCGAAGCUCUGCAGCAUGUUUGGAAUAAGAAAAUGACCACCUCACAAGCCUCCCGCAUCUUUGGCAUACCCUACAACUCGCUGCUGAUGUAUGUUCGUGGUAAAUAUGGCAAAAGCCUGAAGCUUGAGCAGCUACGCAAGGACUGCAUUAGUGGACCUCCAUUGGAGUUGUUGCAAAUGGGUGUCAAUUCCUCGUCGUCGAAUUCGAGCAACAAGAAUUCCUCAGAGACUAGAGAGCAGAAAGAAGCGCGGAAGGAGGUUCAACGAAACAACAGCAACUCGGCGAAUACCAAUGACAUGGACAUAGUCUGUGGUGGUCCCAUGACUGGGUCAGGACCACGCAGUUCUAGCUCUGAACCCGACCUAUUGGGAGGACCGAAUUCUCUUUUCAACCCCUUUAAUCCUCAAGGCUUCUAUCCGGACUUCCCCGGCGGGUUCCCCGGUCUACCCCUAAGUAUGCUGAAUCUGUUACCUCCCUCGGAAAGACAGCACGCAGCAGCCGCGGCCGCUGCCAUGCAUCAUUCCAUGGUCAUGGAUGAAGAUUGCAAAUCCGAUCGCUCGAAACAAUCUUCAUCUGUUGAUGAUGAGUUCACAAUGGGCCGCGAGGACCGUCACCGCCAUAAUGAACUCAUGCAGGCCACUAACUCAUCUGCCUCGACUCUGUCUCAACAAAAUGGUGCCGGACAAGAUUGA